AAGCCGUCCGCGCGCUGCGUUCCUCCCCGCCGGAUGUGACCGACAACACACCGUCACGGUCAUUUAGUACUGAACUUUUAGUACUGAACUAAAAACAUUGAUCUUUUAUAUAUUUAUACUUAGGGUGGAGAACUGUAAAUCCUCGAGACUCACGGCCGUUGUUUUUGUCCCAAACGAAGCUGCUGGGGUUUCUCGCGAGAGAGUUUGAGGCCUAACAAAAUCGUCUUCCUGUAGCAGUUCUUCUUCCAGGCCUGGUGUGAUCUAGAAGUGCGGCCAACUCCAGUCUGGACUGCUCGCAGAACAUGGGGCUUUGUCACCUCAUUUAAUUGACUGACGCUCUUCCGUCUGUCCCGCUCAUGAGGUAACCCCGGCUGUCGCUUUUGAUGCCUGUGGCUGGGCCGUGAUGGGGCAGAGGGUGUCGGGUGUGGUGAAGUCCGCAGAGGAACAGACGGGCGAGCUGGCAUUCCAGCCAGUGUGUGCAUCGCUUCGUAAUCGUGGGGCCCCGUUACCUCCCCGUUUGGAGCUGCUGUUAGAUAUGCCCCCAGUGGGACCCGAAACUCAAUUCCAGCACUCCUGGAACCCGGAUGAUCGUUCCCUCAAUCUGUUUAUCAAAGACGAUGACCGCCUCACCUUCCAUCGCCACCCAGUGGCACAAAGCACAGACUGCGUGCGUGGAAAAGUGGGUUUCAUUCGCGGCCUUCACGCAUGGACUCUUCGCUGGCCCAUACGCCAGCGUGGGACACAUGCUGUGGUUGGGGUCGCUACCUCUCUGGCUCCUUUGAGGGCUGUGGGGUAUUCCGCCCUAGUGGGGAGUGAUGCAGAAUCCUGGGGCUGGGAUUUAGGGCAUGGUAGACUGUACCACGACAGGAAGAGUCGGACUGGACCAGCACCGUCGUACCCGGAAUUUAUUGAGGAGGAGGAGGAGGAGGAAGAAGGAGUAUUCUCAGUUCCUGAAGAGGUGCUGGUGGUGCUGGACAUGGACGAGGGUACGCUCGGGUUCUGCGCAGAUGGGAACUACCUGGGUGUGGCAUUUCGCGGGUUGAAAGGGAAGAGGCUUUACCCGAUCGUCAAUGCAGUGUGGGGUCACUGCGAGGUUAGCAUGACCUACGUCAAUGGACUGGACCCUGAACCCCUGCCUCUGAUGGAGCUGUGCAGACGGGCCGCCCGGCAGGCUAUGGGUCGACACCGAAUCCAUCACAUCCAGUCUCUACCACUGCCACAGACCCUCAAAAACUACCUGCAGUACCAAUGAGACUCCAAACGCAGCCAAAAAUCAUCUGCAGUCACUGGACAGGUGCUCAUGAAUGAUACGCAGGAUAGAAGCUUUGUGCUGUGCACAGAUGUCCAGAGUGUGUAAGAGAGGUGACCAGACAGUUUUUAUCUGUUUUUAUAAAUGUUUAAACCAAUGAUGAGUGUGGCCUCAUGAGAUUUGAUUUUCCAGAGGAAGUGACUGUGAUACAACUAACGUGAAGGUGUGUGUGUGUGUGUGUGUGUGUGUGUGUGUGUGUUUGUAUUUGUGUGAGUGAAAAUGUAUGUCUUUCAUUAAAAAAAAACCUAAGCUGGUUUAAGAUGGUCUCCCAGACUGGCCAAGCUGGUCUUCAGCUGAUCUCACAGCCUGAUCAGCUGAAACCAUUGCAGACUGAUGGAUCAGCAAACCAGCUUAGGCUGGUUUAUCCUGUUUUUUUCAGUUGGUAUAAUAAAAAGAUUUUCUUUCACUUUUUGUAUAUUUGUUUGUUUUGCUUUUUAUAUAUUUUAACACUAUGGGCCUGGACAUGGAUGAGGGCUAAUAUUAGACUAAACCUGGUUUUCAGUUGCCGUUUAAACUAAUGCAUUUUAUUCCAUGAUGUAGGUGAUGCCAGAAAACAGGUCCGUAUUAUCCUGUCUUCACUAAUGCAUAUUCACAGUGCCUGAGAUUUUCAUUUUUUAUUUUUUUUUUCUUAAUCUUUUUUUUUCCCCAAGUGGCGAUCAUGACAAAACUGAUUAAAUCGGUUUCCAUAUGUUUUAGAAUAUAAACGUGACAUCAGUAAAUCUGAUUUUGCAAAACUGAUUUUAUAUGAGAGGAGUCUGUCUGUUGUUAUGUCCCAGAUCAAGCAAAAACUCUGGAGUGCGUAAGAGAGGUGACCAGACAGUUUUUAUCUGUUUUUAUAAAUGUUUUUUUUGUGACCUUUUGAAAUGUGAAUAAAAAUAUCUCA
Molecule: messenger RNA, 2192 nt
Organism: Xyrauchen texanus (razorback sucker)
Lineage: Eukaryota; Metazoa; Chordata; Actinopteri; Cypriniformes; Catostomidae
Product: SPRY domain-containing SOCS box protein 4-like
Exons: 4
Coding region: 404-1252 (282 amino acids)
Biological process (GO): proteasome-mediated ubiquitin-dependent protein catabolic process; intracellular signal transduction
Cellular component (GO): SCF ubiquitin ligase complex
Molecular function (GO): protein binding
Source: RefSeq, a predicted model, not a curated record